CCUCUCCUACCAUCACAAGCCAAACCAUUUCCCUUAAACCAUCCAUACAACAAAACCCUUGUCACCCUUUAUCAUCAUCAAGUCUCAAUCUUCAUCCUCCCCAUUGUCAAUCACUUGGCAAAAACUUCACAAUGAGUUUCACCAAACAAAUCCACAUUCUAUUCUUUCUCUGGCUAGCCACCACGGCCACUUUGACGGUGGGCCAGGGCACGAGAGUUGGAUUCUAUUCAACUUCGUGCCCUAGAGCUGAAACCAUCGUCCAGGCAACGGUGAAGUCUCAUUUUCAAUCCGAUGCCACGGUUGCACCGGGAUUGCUUAGAAUGCACUUCCAUGACUGUUUUGUCCAAGGCUGUGACGCGUCAAUCCUCAUCGAUGGUCCUUCGACGGAGAAGACGGCUCCACCAAACCUUCUGUUGAGAGGAUAUGAAGUCAUUGAUGAUGCCAAGACACAACUUGAAGCUGCAUGCCCUGGAGUUGUCUCUUGUGCUGAUAUUAUUGCUCUUGCUGCUCGUGAUUCAGUGGUUUUGACUACGGGCAGGGUCUGGCAGGUGCCGACGGGGAGGAAAGAUGGAAGAGUUUCUUUAGCAUCUGAAACCAGCAAUCUGCCUGGUUUCACCGACUCCGUUGAUGUACAGAAGCAAAAAUUUGCUGCAAAAGGACUCAAUGCUCAAGAUCUAGUUACCCUUGUUGGAGGGCACACUAUUGGGACUUCAGCAUGCCAAUUUUUCAGCUACAGACUAUACAACUACAGCAACACUGGUGCCCCUGACCCUGCCAUUAAUCCUGCAUUCCUUCCUCAACUCCAAUCGCUCUGCCCUCAAAAUGGUGAUGGUUCAAAGCGCAUAGCGCUUGACACUGGCAGCGUUGGCAAGUUCGACACGUCUUUUUUCACCAAUCUAGGAAAUGGUCGUGGAAUUCUUGAGUCUGAUCAGAAGUUAUGGACCGAUGCUUCGACAAAAACUUAUGUCCAACGGUACUUAGGUUUGAGAGGCUUGCUAGGGUUGGCUUUCGACGUGGAGUUUGGAAAGGCCAUGGUGAAGAUGAGCAACAUCGAGUUGAAGACUGGCACUAAUGGUGAAAUUCGGAAAGUGUGCUCUAAAAUUAAUUAAAAUGGAUAGGAUUUAAUUUUGCUAUAAGAGUUUGGAAAUUAAAUUAAUGUAUUUCACCAUGUUUUGUUCUUGCUCUCCAAAUUAGUUGGUCCAGUGGGUUUGAUACCGAGUUAUUAUAAAAAUAAAUAAUAAAAAAAAAUAAAAAGGAAGCGUAAGCUUGAUUAGGGUGUAGUGUAUUAAGCUUUGAAGAAAGCAAUACAUGAAAUUAGGUUUAUUAGUUUUUAUAUAUUGAUGAUUUCUCAAGUCUUGUAAUUUUUGGAUGAAAGAAAUAAAAUUUCAAUCUACUUUUUGUUAAUUGA
This is a messenger RNA of Camellia sinensis, 1408 nucleotides long. RefSeq names its product peroxidase N1. Gene Ontology annotation, biological process: hydrogen peroxide catabolic process; response to oxidative stress. Gene Ontology annotation, molecular function: peroxidase activity; heme binding. NCBI's taxonomy places the organism in Eukaryota, Viridiplantae, Streptophyta, Magnoliopsida, Ericales, Theaceae. The record is from RefSeq and is a predicted model, not a curated record.